Molecule: messenger RNA, 707 nt
Organism: Camponotus floridanus (Florida carpenter ant)
Lineage: Eukaryota; Metazoa; Arthropoda; Insecta; Hymenoptera; Formicidae
Product: HIG1 domain family member 2A, mitochondrial
Exons: 2
Coding region: 252-545 (97 amino acids)
Biological process (GO): mitochondrial respirasome assembly
Cellular component (GO): mitochondrion
Source: RefSeq, a predicted model, not a curated record
CUCUCUGGACAGGGAAAAGUAAAGAGAGAAUAAAUAAGAUUAAUGUCUCAUUAUUGUCAUCAAAAAGCCAUUAACACGAAUGAUCUAUAUCUAUAUCAUUUUUUAAAGAAUUAAUUUAAUAUAACCAUUGUUGAGAUUGUCCACGAGACGCGAGUUUGAUGCUCUUUGCAACAUGACACGAGCAUCGGGCAUCAGUGGCAAUUGGCAGGUACUCUCACAAGUUAUCUGACAAAUUUCAUCAAAUACCGAAUAUGGCCGAUCAAAAACCAGACACUGAGUUAGAUUGGGUGAAAAUACGAGAAGAAUUUAACAGCGAUUUUGUUGUCGAGACGAUAUUCGAUAAAGCGAAACGUAAAACACGAGAGAAUCCACUUGUACCUAUAGGAUGUUUUGCAACUACAGCAGCACUUACUGCUGGACUUAUUAGUUUUAUAAGAGGAAAGUCACAGAUGCAACAAUAUAUGAUGCGGGCGCGUGUUGGUGCUCAAGCAUUUACCAUCAUUUCUAUAGUUGCAGGAUUUAUUUUGCUACCUAAAUCAAAUUAAAAUAUAAUACUAAUUUGUACAAAUGCUGUUGUAGUAUAUGAAAUACUCCUGCAAUUGUCAUAUUAGAUUUAUGUAUCUAAUAUGAAUAUUAUAUUUUUUCCCAAGAAAUACCUAUAAGUUAGCAAGUACAACAUGGAUAAAGAAAAUAUAUUUAUCAUAUCU